AGAGUACUGGAGUGAACAUGAGAUUCCAGAUUAACUGAAUAUUUGAAGCAGUCAUCAUAAAGUGCCUUGUGAUGGAUCAGAGAUUCCAAACGUCAUCAUGUCUUGUGACAAGCAAUUCUCUUACAGUGAUGAUCUGCUUCAUGAUAGGCCUUCAAUAAAUGCUGGAAAGCUGGAACGAAAAGAGGCCGAUGUCCGAAAUCCAUAAAAGGAAGAAAGCAGGGAAAUGAAAGGAAGUUAAGGAUAGGCAUUGAAAUGCCCUUCAUUUCUCAGGUCCAGUGAACAAAGAAAAAAAAGGAAGACACUGCACUGCUGCAUGAGAUAAAAGCACAUAUUCUUCUUUUUGGCAGUGCAGUUUUGAUUCAAAUGAUGGCUUCACGGGUGAAAGCUGGAGCGCCAUCAGGUUGAUUCAUGCAAGGAUUCAAAUCGAUGAAGACAAACGGGAACCAGAAAUUCAACAAAAAGGUCAGAAUCGAAAGAAGAGAUAGCAGAUAGCAGCAAAGAUUUCUGCAGCAUGCAGCAACAGUGGCUUCUGGGCGGAGGUAUCACGAGAGAAGAAGAUAUGAUGCAUCAUUGCCAUCAUGAGCCGCAGAUCUCCAACCCAACCCAUACUUCGCUCGAGAAAGGGAGGGUCUCCCCUCCUUCACCAUCGGUCAUAAGCAACCCUUCCCGACAUGAGUACAUCACGCUUCACUUCCCUGCCUUAAUGCAGCUUUGUAGCGCCAUACCACUUGUUGACCGAGCAACAACUGCAGGUCUAGCCGCAAUGAUUAGUGAUCAAAUGAUCUCCUAUAGCGUUGUUAACCAAACCAAGCUUUGAAGAGAAAGAGAGAGAGAGAGAGAGAGUAAAUUCUUUGACUUUGUAGGAAAAAGAAAAGCCAAUACUAUAGUCGGUAUUUGAAAGCUCCAACAAAGACACCAUCCUUCCAAAUCAACAGUAUCUACAGUUGACCCUCCUCUCUAUGUUCUAUCAACCAUCAAAAAUCUUAUAAAGAAGCACCUCUUCCAGCUCUGCGGAACUCUUCCCUUCCCUCGUCCCAUCCCCCACAAACCUCAUUCCUUCCCUCUCCAGUGGAGAUCGAUCAUGAAGCCCAUGCUGUUCGAACCUCGUUUCACAAGACAGGAGGAGGGAGGAGCAGUAGAUGAUCACAGUCAAGCCAUGAGAGCAGCCAGUGGCCUCCAAAGCCACUUGGAGCUCAGUCUUGGCAUCUCUUCAGACACCAUCUUCAACGUCGCGACCGGCAGAGUUGGUGAGAAGCGCCACCGCGGUGGUUCCGGUGAGCUACCCGCAGCAUUCCCAGUUCCCAUCGGUGACCUUGCGUUGCACCGAAGUGACGAGGCCAGUCUUGUCGAGGCCAUGAAGCGCUGGUCUGCAGCUGACAUCCACAGUGGAUUCGUUCACCCAUGGAGCCUUGCUGCCCGGCAACAGAAGGCGGUCCUCGAGCAAGCCCACCGUUCUCCUUCUUUGACAAGAGCUGCGCAUCCUGUUGGCUGGCCACCGGUGCGAGCUUCGCGAAAGAACAUAGCGAGUGCGAACUUGGUGAGGGCGGCGGAGAUGGAUGGAGAGAAGGAUGCAAAGAGACCGAAGCUGGGAGAGGGGGAGGCAGCAAAGAGCGAAAUCAGAUCGAGAUCUACGAUGUUCGUGAAGGUGAACAUGGAAGGGUACGUGUUCGGGAGGAAGAUCGACCUCAAAGCCCACGAUGGCUACCAGUCACUCUCGCGUGCCCUCUGCAAACUCUUCCGCAACUUCCUCUCCUCUAAUUGUUUAGGCAAUUCAGAAGAGCAAGAUGAUGAGGCUGUUGAUGAUGGCUUCAUUCUUCUUUAUGAAGAUAAUGAAGGUGAUCAGAUGCUUGCUGGUGACAUCCCCUGGGAGUUGUUCAUUACAUCAGUGAAGAAACUCUACAUUGCUCCCAGUCCAAAAAGGAAUGAUACAGGUGGAGAGCCCAAAAAACCUACCUCAAGCAACAAUUAGACUACUGAAUAGAGGUGGCAGGAGAAAUGAAGCACAUCAUCAACUAACUCUUUUGUUGUGCCUUUGUAUCACCUUUGUGUUUAGUGGUAAUGGUUUAGUGCUUGUUAUUCAUAUCUGUUUGUUGUAUGAUGGGAGACCAUAUAUGUUUUAGGGACUUGAUCAAAUGACAUAGUUAGGGUUUUGAACAUGCCAAUGGUUUCAAAAUAAAUGUAUUGUAUGUCUUUGCUAAAGAAA
This is a messenger RNA of Musa acuminata subsp. malaccensis (wild Malaysian banana), 2203 nucleotides long. RefSeq names its product auxin-responsive protein IAA25-like. Gene Ontology annotation, cellular component: nucleus. Gene Ontology annotation, molecular function: protein binding. Gene Ontology annotation, biological process: regulation of DNA-templated transcription. The record is from RefSeq and is a predicted model, not a curated record. Lineage: Eukaryota; Viridiplantae; Streptophyta; Magnoliopsida; Zingiberales; Musaceae.